Messenger RNA from Chelmon rostratus (copperband butterflyfish), 5190 nucleotides. RefSeq names its product smoothelin b (gene smtnb). NCBI's taxonomy places the organism in Eukaryota, Metazoa, Chordata, Actinopteri, Chaetodontiformes, Chaetodontidae. Gene Ontology annotation, biological process: actin cytoskeleton organization. Bases 310 to 3468 code for a protein of 1052 amino acids. The record is from RefSeq and is a predicted model, not a curated record. The transcript has 20 exons. Gene Ontology annotation, cellular component: filamentous actin; microtubule organizing center. Gene Ontology annotation, molecular function: protein binding.
CAUUCUGAGAGAGUGUGGGCCUGUUUUCUGCUUCUAGGGCAACUCAAGAGCCGACUGAAGAGGACCGAAAUAUGCUCUGCAUGAGCGGGACACCGGUUCACCUUCGCUGACUCAGAGAAAGUUUCUGACUUUAACUGAAGAUUGAGACAGACUGCGCUUUAAAAAAAGAAAGAAGAAGAAAGAAAAGGCACCGACACUGCUGCAAGCCGUGCAGGUGGUAGACCACACGUUGACCGGGGGAACCAGAUCACAACAAGACUCACCGCCCAGACCGCCUCGUCUCACCUGAGCCGCAGCAGACAGGUUGAAAUGUCCGUGGAGAGUUACUCGGCGCUGGAUGAGUCCUCCCUGCGAGCCCUGCUGGAUGGAACCGUGGAUCUGGAUGAGAGACGCCUCAUCCGUUCAGCCAUCCGGGAGCUGAGGAGGCGGGAGAUCGAGGACAUGGAGGCCGCUCUGGCCAGCAAGAGAUUUCGACCCACGCGCCUCAAACAGCAGGAGGACAAGGAGAACCAGCAUAGGUCAGAAUCCAGCGACAACUUGGACGUGCUGUCAACCAAACUGCAAUCAGUCCAAGACAUCGAUGAGCUCACAAAAAUGCUCCGCGCCGCCAGCGAGUACGAGGAGAGGAAGAUGAUCCGAGCUGCCAUCCGACAAAUCCGAGAUGAACAGCAGCAAGGGGUUGUGGAGCGUGGUAAAGCUCCUGGUCGCUGCUUGGAGCCUGAGAGCGUGGAGCCCCAGAGCAACAUGGGAACUGGGGAGACAGAGCAGGAGAGCCGCAGUGAGCACGAACGGAUCAGAUCUCAGAUCCGGGAGUUACGCAGCCAGCAGACACAACAAAGCAGAGAGCUGCAGAGAAUAGGCUCCAACUCAGGCAUGGUGUUGGUUCUGGAUCACCUGGUGAAGGAUGAUGGCUCUGGACCUCUGCUGAUCCAGCCUCAGAGAGAGGCUGUGACCGCAGAGCCGGACCCGGUCCUGUCUCAUCGUCAAAGGUCCGACUCUUCAGCUUCAGACCGCAGUGUGACCUCGGUGCUUUCCAGGCCCAAUCUGGAUUCUGUGGCAUCAGAAAAGAGUCUGGGCUCAGCCUACAGAGCCCGGCUGGACUCUGGAGCCUCAGACAGGAGCCAGAGUCCCUCCCAGCGUGGUCGGCUGGACUCUGGGGCAUCAGAGCGAAGCAUCAGCUCCCAGUCCUACGUCAGACAGAGACUGGGCUCAGAUGUCUCAGACUCCGGUGUCAGACCCCGUUUCGGCUCUGGAGCUUCAGACAGUGUUGGUCUUCUGCCUAGGAAACGGUGUGACUCGGGGACAUCUGACCAGAGCGUGAGUAUGUCCUCUGAGGAGAGGGGUCCAGCAGAGGAGGUGGAGGUAGCCACGAGCGGUUCAACUUACAGCACAGAUUCAGAAACCGAGGGCAGAAGCCAGGGUCCAGCCAGCCUCAAGGCUCAGUCCAACCAGGACCGCAUCAUUGACCAGGAGCAGCCAGAUGGGGCUUUUUUAUCUCAGAGAGACCCGGAUAAUGGCCUGCUCAACGGCAGUGCCAAGGGAAAAAUCGACUUCCAGAAACAAAAGUUAACAGUUAACAGCGAUCAGUCCCUCACUCAUGGCAAAGCAAAGGAUUCUGCAACUGAGAAGAAAGAUGUACUGGAACAAUUCAACCGCACCAACUCUGUACGUGAUCGAAUGCGUAAGUUCACAGAGCCCAGUCAGAGCCAGAAUGUCCCAGCUUUGAAGAAAACUCCUCUGAGGAAUGGGACCACCUCCGGCACAAAUCUCUCCAGAGCUACUGAGCUGCUUACACACACAGCAGCAUCCCUCAGCACAUCUGGAGACAGGCCAGCAAGGCCACACGUGGACUCCACGUCUCACACCUCCGCCGCAUCCCAGAGUCACGCCACACCUCAGCCAAGAGGUGUGGCUAACAAACCUCUGUCUUCAGCUAGCCAAUGGCAGAACUCCGUGGGUGGGACGAGGCAUCCAGCUGAAAAAGAUGUGCACGCCUCCAGUAACUCAAAGGAAGACAGGACCCCAGGGAGAGCAGCUGGACAGCAGGUCACCCAGGGAGAGGAAGACCCGGACAUGAAGACUUUCCUCACCAUCGAGAUCAAGGAUGGGCGCGCCGCCACCUCCUCCACAUCCUCUCCUCGGGGCAACAUGGUACCCAUCACCAGCAUGACCCCGCGCAUCAACACUAAUGCUCUGGGACAGAGAGCAGAGUUGACCCUCGGCCUCAGAGCGACACCAUUCAAGAUCUCCUCAUCCAGCCUCUCCUCAGGAUCCUCCAUCAAGAUGGAGACAGAGCCUGUUAUGGCCUCUGAGCCGGUGUUUUCGGUCGGACCGUCUGUCCAGGUGCCGUGUCACAUCCCAGCCAUCCCCAACGGCUCAGGCACUCAGGCCAAAGCAGACGAGCGCUCCGGAAAACUGACUGCCGAACAGCUGGCUGCUAUCGAGGAUGAAGAGCUCCUUGACAAAAUGCUGGAUGAGUCAAAAGACUUCGAGGAGAGGAAGAUGAUCCGUGCAGCCAUGAGAGACCUUCGCAAGAGAAAGAGAGACCAGAGAGAAAAGGAGCGCGAGACCCGUCUGCAGGAGCUCCGGCAGCAGAGAGAGGAGCGAGCGCAGAAGGGUCGCGCUGGGGUCGGGGCAGGAGAGGUGGUGAUGAGGAAGGUGGAGAAGUCAGCAGAUGGCUCCAGCCUCAGCCAAGUCACCAAGACAGACCGCUUCGCCCAGUCUGAUGAUGGGAGCAGAUCAUCUCGCAGCACCGUCGUGGAGGCCAGCUAUGUGCAGAAAACAGACAGAGGGACAGUCCAGUCAAAAUCAUAUAGCUUCACCUCCUCCACAUCAUCCUCCUCCUCUAACGCAAGCAAAAAAGUGGGCAGUGUGUUUGAUCGCGAGGAUGACACGUCGUCCCGCAGCGGCGGUCUGGCCGCCGUGGAGCGAAGGCAGGCGGAGAGGCGCAAGGAGCUGAUGAGGGCUCAGACUCUGCCGAAGACCUCCGCCAUGCAGGCCCGCAAAGCCAUGAUAGAGAAGCUGGAGAAGGAGGGGGGCGGCCCUGGAAAUCAGGCAGUCGCCAAGGUAAACAAGGUUCAGCGUUCCACUAGCUUUGGUGUACCCAACGCAAACUCCAUCAAGCAGAUGCUGCUCGACUGGUGCCGCGCCAAGACCCGCUCGUACGAGCAUGUGGAUAUUCAGAAUUUUUCAUCCAGCUGGAGUAAUGGCAUGGCAUUUUGUGCCCUGGUGCACAAUUUUUUCCCUGAGGCCUUUGACUACAGCUCCCUGAGCCCCAGCAACCGCAGACAAAACUUUGAGGUGGCCUUCAGCACAGCAGAGAAACUAGUGGACUGUCCCCAGCUGUUGGAUGUGGACGACAUGGUGAAGAUGCGUGAGCCGGAUUGGAAGUGUGUGUAUACGUACCUGCAGGAGUUCUACAGGGGUCUGGUGACGAAGGGCCUGGUUAAAACCAAAAACUCCUCCUAGAGUCGCACCUCACCUAAAUCUGAACCCAUGGACAUACGCCAACUGCAUGCCUCUGCUGGAAGUGGAGGACAUGAUGAUCAUGGGCAACAAACCCGACUCCAAAUGUGUUUUCACCUACGUCCAGUCUCUGGUCAACCACCUGCGCAGAUACGAGAUGUCCAUGGGUCGACCCUGUGACCUCUGACCUGUGUACAGUGAAGCGCUCAGCCUCAACGUGGCGUCGGCCCCCUCCAGUCCCUCCCCAGCUCCAUCUUCACCUGCCGCCUCCACAUUGACAGCGGGUUACACAGUUGCACAUCUUUGAUGGACAGGAUGGGGAUUGUGCGUGUGUGUGUGUAUUUGUGUAUGCGUGAGUGUGUGUGUGUGUGUGUUUGUGUAUCAGUUUGCUUAUUAUCUUUGUCGGCAGUGGUGAUGUGCAUUCAUUAUUUCAGUUCUCUUCUGAACACACGUUAACAUUAAGUCCACCUUUCUCCAGCGAGAGAGCGCCAAAGUUUUUAUAAGACUACAUUUUUAAGCUUUAAAAUUCUUUUUGUACUCAAACGCUUUGUACCAGGUGAUAUUUAACAUGCAGUGGCUGUGUCACUACGCGAGUGUACUGAAAAAUGCAUCACAGGAGAAAAGAGAAAUAUUUUUAUAGUAUUUCCCCUUUUAAUUUAUUUAUAACUACAUUUUUCUCUGCUACACUUUUGUAAUUAUUGUAAUUUGCUAACAUUACUCUCAGUAAUUCCACUGAAGAAGAAAAUAUGCCCAACCUGAUGAUGCAUUAUUUGGUUUUCAUUUCGGUACUUUUUCAUUUUUACCACUCUUGGGUUGCUUGAACUAUUUUAAUUAAGUUAUUAUUCUCAUGUUGAUGUAAUUAGUCAGCAUAUUACUAUUUAAAACAUGAGCACAGGGAUGUUCCGUCUUUCUUGUUCAAAUGGACGCGGCAUUGUCAUUGUUGCAGAGUGAUCUCACCUUUCUGAACUCCGCUACUGAGAACCUGUUUCAGAGUUUUUGAGCAUUGUUCCCCUCCUGUAUUACUGCAUCGUCAUAUUAUUAUUCCAACAGUGAAAAUGCUCUCGGUCCAACACGUUUUGCUCUCCUCUUGACUGACAGCAUAUGUACAAAACACCUCACGGCGGUGCUGCCAUCAUCGCCCAGCAUCGCGGCUUUGCCCUGCCAAACACACUCACACACAGCUCUUUCCGAGGGCUCCUUAUUUAUGCUCGAGUAGAUGUUUUUGAAAUAUACUAUUUUGUAUUUUGUUAGUGUGUACAUUACGCGUUUAAAAGUUUUGUUUAAAACGAGUCGAUAAGCUCAAGCUACCACGAUGUUUUGUGAAAUUGGGGUCACUUUUUGGACAAGUUAAUGGGCCUGAUGAAAGCCGGCUUUCUGCUUAAAGUUUAUAAUCAUGACUGAACGGAACUGCCAAUUGUAUAUUUUACAACAUGAAGCUGAGGAAAAUUUUUAAAUGAAGAUUUUUAUUCAUCUUGUAAAAUUAAGGCUCCUUUUGAGAAGUCGUCUAAAAUCCUAUCAGAGCUGAUUUUGAUAGAUAUAUUUCUUAAUAAUGCUCUGUUUUUAGUAGAUUUAGAGAACUGACUUGAGUUAUUCCACUGCUGCCGACUAAAAAAAAACGAGAACCUUCCAGGCAGUGAGUGCUGUACAUAAGAGCUUAAACACAUUAUAAUUUCAUGUUUCUGUGCACCACAGUUAAAUGUGAAUUCAUAUUAAACCAAUUUGAGA